UUACUUCUGUUAGUUCGGCGCUUCGCCACGGCCGUCAUUCGGUGGGGCUUUGCUCAUAUUCAUAUGAUUCACCAUCGUUCAGCGUGUUUUGCACGGUCAUAGAAGUUUCUCUUGGGGAUAUGUGACACGUAUCACAUGAGCAGAGAAAGCAUCGAGCAUGCUUCCAGGCAUAGGAGUUUUUGGAACUGGCAAAGCCGUUCGCGUUCUGGUGUCAUGUUUACGCACUCGCGGUUUCAAGGUGGAGGCGAUUUGGGGCCGUACCAUUGAAGAUGCUCGAGAGCUUGCCCAGGAGCUAGAUAUCCCAUUCUAUACAAGCAAGGAAGAUGAAGUACUGCUACGAAAGAGUGUAGACUUGGUAUGCAUACUGUGUUCGCCGCACUUGCAUGCUCAAAUCGCCGUAAAAGCUCUGGGUAUUGGGAAACACGUCCUAUGCGAUCGCCCUGCUGGGCUCACACAGACUGAGGUUCUCAAGAUGGUUAAAGCGGCACAGUAUUAUCCUACCCUUAUUUCCAUCCUGUGUCACAGUCUGCGAUUUCUUCCAGCUUACGUGCACAUGAAACGCCAAAUACAGGACGGCUACGUUGGUAAAGUGCAGAUAAUAGAAGCUCGCGUUAACUGCGGAACGCUGCUGCAUGAUCGAUAUGACUGGACUAGUGAAGACCUCAUGGGUGGUGGGGUCCUCAACACGUUGGGCAGCCACGUAAUUGACAUUGCGGCAUUUGUAACUGGGCUUCGCGCGUCACGUGCGCAUGGGCUUGUACGGACUUUUACAAAAACCACGGAUACUGUGCGCGGCAUCCGUCAAGUAAGUAGCGAUGACUUCUGCACCUUUCAGCUGGAACUACCCGAUGGUGCGUGUGCUACGGUUACACUAAACAGUCACUGCAGCGGCCAGUUUACGCAAGAACUUCUUGUGUGCGGCAGUAAAGGCAACCUUGUCGUGCGUAGCGGGGACUUGCAUGGUCAGAAACGUGGCGGUAAAGAUGAAGUGCUGUAUUUGGACGUUGAAGACCUGAAUCAGAAACCUGACAGUGGUGUACCCAAACCACACGUUAAGGGCCUCGUUAAGAUGGUGGGCGCCCUGAGGGAUGCUUUUGCUGGCCGUGGCAGUGGCCAAGUAUGGGGCAAGGAGCCUGUGAGCAGCGCAGCCACAUUCGAGGAUGGUCUCUACAUCCAGGCAGUCAUUGACGCUGUACGGCAGUCUUCUAAGACUCGGGAAUGGGUCCAAGUUGAACUUCUCCAAGAUGAUGCUAAAUGUCGGAGCAACUUCUAUCACUUACAUAGAAUGGACAGUGGACAAAUGUAGUUUGUUCACUGCACUUGUACUUAAGUAAUUUAUUGACCAUGUUGCUGCCUUUCGAAAGUUUUGCAAGUUGCUUGUUUGCCAUGAAGUGUACUUGAAAAGAAAUGAGGGUAGAUCAUCCUGUAGAUCAGGAUAAGCAUGGGUGAUGUCAAUUGUAUGUGUCUUGCAUCAUGGCCGAUACAUAGGCAGCUGGUACUGUAUCUAAGAUUAGCUUUGCUUAUGAUAUACAUGUUACAGAUUUAUAUUAAGGAUUUGAGAAGCUUUGUCAACAUGGCUAUAUCUGAAGUAUGAAAUGUUGUGUCCAGAGAAAGGGCACUGUGCCACAUAUAGUAUAUUGAAAUUGGCUUUGCAGCACAUUGGUUGUUUUUGUCUGUUACACUGUUGCAUUGAUGAAGAGGAGAUUGAAGUACCUUUUGGAUGCCUUUUAGGUUGUGCAAACUAGCUUAUUUACCUGCACUUGCAAAAGUACUGAAAUGGUGCUCCACAUAUACAUGUUGCUGAACAGCAGCUAUGGUGAUCUCUGUGUGCUGCUUGAUUCUCAUAGUCUAGUAAUGUACCUGACCAGAUCUAUGAUAUCCAGUCUAGUCUUAUGCUGAUGUUUGUUUAUCGCACUUUCAUCCGAUUCUGCAGAAUGCUUUUGCAAGUUCACAGUAUUGCAUACAGUGUCAGUGCCACCCUUGCUCAAUAUCUCAUUUUGUAUUGCAUUUAAACGACGCUUUACCCUUGCAUUUAUUUCUUUGGCCUAGCAUGUUGUUUGUCAUUUGAGAUAUGAAUAUAGUUUAUUUCUCAAAUGGGGGGGGGGGGGGGGUAUGCAGUGAUGCUGUAACACAAGCCACACACGGUCCAUCUUACUGGUCGUAGCAUCACUUGUGUUCAGCUGAACUUUCUGAGCUGCCAGUUUGAAAACUAUGCCUGUACCGCAAACUGCCUGUACCACAUGUCUUAAUUUUUUCUGAAGGGUCAGGACUGUGAUUCAUCCCUUUGCAUCAUGUCAGUUUUGUGUGGCAUAUACUUAAAGGGUUGUAACAGUUAUACAUUUUUUUCCUCUUCUCUCUCUCUCUCUCUCUCUCUCUCUCUCUCUCUCUCUCUCUCUCUCUCUCUUUUUUUCUUUUUUUUUUGGUCAUGUCAAAGGGGGUCUGUAUUGACUUUGUUUUGUGUGUGGCACCUUCCACUGUUUUCAACAACUACAUUUCUAUGUUUGUGACAUUUAUUUUUGCACGAAUUUGGAUUCUUUCUGCAUUUCCCCAUAAAUGGAAAUAUAAAAGCCCUACUUUGUGUGCUUUUGGAUACAUCACAAUUAUUUUAUGACGUAUGCUUCCGAAGAAAUCGAUUGAACAAGUA
Ornithodoros turicata is the source of this 2644-nucleotide messenger RNA. Its product is annotated as glucose-fructose oxidoreductase domain-containing protein 2-like. Lineage: Eukaryota; Metazoa; Arthropoda; Arachnida; Ixodida; Argasidae. The record is from RefSeq and is a predicted model, not a curated record. The transcript has a single exon. The coding region runs from base 158 to 1306 and encodes 382 amino acids. Gene Ontology annotation, molecular function: nucleotide binding.